AUGGCUGCUGCCCUUCUGCUGAACCUCGCGCCUGCCACAGCCGCUACAUCGCCUCUGCAUCGAGCGCCGCUCGACCCCGCGUUGACCCGUUGCCCCGCCAAGUCCAUGGAGCCGCCUUGCCCGCUGCUUCUGCUGCUUCCUGCAACGCCAAGCCGCCUCCCUUCCCUCGAGUCCGUCCAGAUCCGCCAAGUUCCGCCGUUCGCCGUGGCCAUGGAGCUCGUCGGCAUCGUCCUCGUGCCGUCCCAGCCUCGUCGCCGUUUGCCUCCUUGCUGUGGCCUCCUCUGUUCGCACGCACCAGGCCAGCACCUCUCCAAGGCCCAGCUGGCUCUGCCUGCCCCAAGCCUCUCCAUCAACUGGGCCGAAGCCCAUGAUACGUUGGAGACGUAUCAUGCCCCAACCGUGCCUCCGCCGCAGCGCUACACGGCGCCUCUCGCGGCGCCCCAGCAGCCGGGGUUGCUCCCGCUGCCCAAUGGCCCGCCCGCCCCUCCCGCUGAACAGCGCCGUGGGGGCCACCGCGGCGGUCAGCAGCAGAAGCCGCAAGGCACUGGCCCGCCCCGUCAGCAGCAGCAGCAGCAGUUCCAGGUGCCCCCUCCGUGGGCCUCCGGCUACAACCCGUGGACCGGCGUUGUCCAUGCCUACACCAUGCCGGUUUCACGGGCCCCUGCACUGACCCUUCUCGUGUCGCGCCCGCCGGCGCACCAGGUGUACUACGCGGCUCCGCAGCCAUAUGGAGGAUACCCACUGCCGCAGCUAACGAUGGCUACGGUCUCCCUGCGGCCCCGCCGCCGCCCUCGCCGGCCGUGCCACCGGCACCCUGGGAUCCGGCGCUUGCGCUGCAUACCGCGCCUACGCCGAACAACUACACUGGAGGCGGUGAUUGAAAGUCGGUGA
This is a messenger RNA of Aegilops tauschii subsp. strangulata, 891 nucleotides long. The record is from RefSeq and is a predicted model, not a curated record. NCBI's taxonomy places the organism in Eukaryota, Viridiplantae, Streptophyta, Magnoliopsida, Poales, Poaceae.